Messenger RNA from Pimephales promelas (fathead minnow), 4430 nucleotides. RefSeq names its product zinc finger protein 271 (gene znf271). Gene Ontology annotation, biological process: regulation of transcription by RNA polymerase II. Gene Ontology annotation, cellular component: nucleus. NCBI's taxonomy places the organism in Eukaryota, Metazoa, Chordata, Actinopteri, Cypriniformes, Leuciscidae. Gene Ontology annotation, molecular function: RNA polymerase II cis-regulatory region sequence-specific DNA binding; zinc ion binding; DNA-binding transcription activator activity, RNA polymerase II-specific. The record is from RefSeq and is a predicted model, not a curated record.
CCUCCAGUAGUUUCCGGUUGUCAGUCCGUGGACGUGCAUGACAAUUGUGUGAUGGGACACAGAAAAGAUAAUGCGCCUUUAACUGUGUGCUGACAUGUAGCAACUAACGGAGGUUUUCGCCAGUAAGCCAUGGACCUGAGCAUGAAGUCCUACGGUGACCCAGAUGAGGUGUGUGUGUUUCCAUCAGCUGGCUGUAGCACUGAAGAACACACACCAGGUGCUGCGUUUGACCUGGACGAGCACGCCAAGAGUGUUUCUGCCAGAGCGAGGCCGUUUCAGUGCUCUCAGUGCGGGAAGGGGUUUUCCCGCAUCCAGCAUCUGUCCGAACAUGUGCGGAUUCACACCGGAGAGAGGCCUUUUGAGUGCUUGGUGUGCGGGAAGACCUUCACCCGGGAGAGAGACCUCAAGACUCACCAGAUCGUCCACACGGAUGCGAAGGCCUUCCACUGUACCAUCUGUGUGAAAAACUUCGCCCUGUUGUCCUCCUUGAGAAGACAUCUGCGUGCAUUUCAUCAAGGUCAAGAUGUAAGUACGGAGGGUAAGUGCUUGAUUUGUGUUGAAUGUGGGAAAAACUUUGCCUGUCAGCUUGAGGAACAUGAGCUAACACCCACCGGAGAGAUAUCCCACCGCUGCCCGGACUGUGUCAACAGCUUCACACGAUCUCCCCAUCAGACCUUCUCCGAAUCAGACGACAUGAGCCAUUCAGACGAGAGGCCUUGCGGUUCUGUGGACUCUGAAGAUCUGCACAAAACCGACGCUCUUAAGGACAAUAUUGAAUCACACUCUCUGGACCUUGUGGACAGUAUUGAGAGCGAAGCGUCUAAUGAACACGAUGCCCGAGGUCAACAGAAAGUGUGUGAGAGGUCUCCAUCUCCGUCAUCCGAGCUCUCUCGGGAUUCUGCUCUAAAGGGCGUUGGAGCCAUUAACCGUCUUCAAGAGGAAGAGUUUACUGCUCACCAGCAACUUCACGACGAAGACAAGCCGCACCAGUGCAAUCACUGUGGAAAGAGGUUUCAUAAGCAAGCAAAGCUUCGAAUCCAUCUGCGGGUUCACACCGGAGAACGGCCGUACCAGUGCUCCCAGUGUGGGAAAUAUUUCAGCCAAGCAGUAAACCUUAAAAAACACCACCGUACCCAUCACACAGAGGAGCGGCCGUACCAGUGCACGCUCUGUGACAGGAGGUUUUCUCUCUCCUUCUCCCUGAUAAAGCAUCAGCGAGUCGCUCAUCCAGAACGUUUGAGUGUUGCUGAAAGGAAGCGCUUCACCUGUCCGUACUGUGGGAAAAUAUUUGGACGACAUCAAGACAUGGAGCAACACAAACGCAUUCACACCGGCGAGAGACCGUUCCGAUGCACCGUGUGCAAUAAGAGUUUCAGGCAGCGUUCGGUGUUGAUCGUGCACAGGAAAAUCCACACUGGAGAAAAGCCUUUCGAAUGUUUCAUAUGCUUCAGACGCUUUUAUGGUUCAGGGGACCUGAAGACUCAUAUGGGGACUCACACCGGCGUGAGACCCCACAGUUGUCCUCUGUGCUCCAAAAGCUUCCCUCGGCCCAGUAGCCUGCAAGCACACAUGCAGUCCCAUCUGAACAAGUUGCAGGAACGGGAUGUUCUGAUCAACCAAGCGGAUGAGCUUACUCCUAAAGAGGGGGAACAGGGUGACGUGGGAGAUGUCUGUGGGGUUUCGGUUUCAUCACAGAUUUCAGCAAUGCUUUCUGGAAGCCCUGGAGCUUCUGUGGACGAAAUGAGCGCAGGGGAUCAUCAUCAUCAUCAUCUAUUAGAGACGGAGACGGGACUCGGUCCAUCAGUGAAUGAAGGUCAUGAUGCUGAUCAGAGCUCCAGUUCAGAGCUGACAGAUCAUCAGAAGCUUUAUCAUUGUGCCAUAUGCAACAAAACCUUCUCGCUCGCAAUUUCCCUGAAAAGACAUCAGCUUAUAUUUCAUCCAGAUCAGCAUGCUGACAUCGAGGGCAAGUGCUUCCCCUGCUCUUACUGCGGGAGGAAGUUUGGGCGACGCCAAGGCUUGUUACAGCAUGAGCGCAUUCACACGGGUGAACGGCCCUUCAACUGUCCCACAUGUAACAAGAGCUUCCGUCAGCGAUCGGCUUUGGUUGUGCAUAUUAAAACUCACACAGGAGAGAGGUCGUUCCUGUGCUUUGUGUGCAGUAAGAGCUUUUAUACCCCUGGAGACUUGAAGAAACAUCUGGAAGUUCACACAGGAGUGCGGCCACACAACUGCCCUGUAUGCCACAAGGGCUUCGGGCGGCCCAGCUUCCUCAGAGCUCACAUGCGAAUUCAUGAAACUUCCACAAAGAAUCAAAGUGGAACGGAGAAACCAACAGGCGGUCCAAACGCGGACUUGCAGGAGAAGCCGUUCGAAUGCUCUCACUGUGGGAAAAGGUUCAGUCAGCAUUAUAUGUUGAAGAUUCACCAGCGGAUUCACACAGGAGAGAGACCGUACAAGUGCUCUGAGUGUGGCCUGAGCUUUCGCUGGAGGAGAAACCUGAUCGCCCACCAGAGCGGACACCCGGGCCAGAACCCUCUCCAGUGCUACAUGUGUGAUCAGACAUUCAUCUCGGACGCUAGUCUCAAAAAACACCAAGAUGAGUUUCACACAGGGGUGUCGCACACAUGCAGCUUGUGUCUGAAGACGUUCACUCAAGCGGCCGGCCUCAGGAAACACGUGCGCUAUGUUCACGAAGGAGAGCGACCGCACAAAUGCUCCGAGUGCGGGAGAGGAUUCGUCAAACUCUCGGACCUCGCGCGUCAUCAGCGCCGGCACCACUACGACCGGGGCGGCGAGCUCUUCCAGUGCUCGCAGUGUGAGCGCAGCUUCAGUCAUCCCAGCAGUCUGGUCUUGCACCGACGCACACACACCGAGGAAAAGCACGAGUGCCCUCAGUGCGAGAAGGUCUUCGGUCAGGCGGGACACCUGAAGGUCCACCUGCGGACUCACUCCAAGGAGAACAAACCCAAAUUCGAGUGCCCUGAGUGUGGGAAGAGUUUCGGCCAGGCCAAAGAUCUGGUGGUUCAUCAGAGGGUUCACACCGGGGAGAAGCCGUACCAGUGUCCUCAGUGCAAGAAGAGCUACCGACAGUUCGCGCAUUUAUCCGUACAUCUGCGCAGUCACACGGGCGAGAAGCCGUACCAGUGCCCCAUAUGCCUCAAAUUCUUCGCUCAUUCAUCAUCCAUGAAGAAACACCUGCGAGUAAUGCACGCGGAGGGGAAGGAUGUGCCUGCUACAAAGGAGGUGGUGAAGGUCACUGUUGGCGUCGGCACGUCUGACGCAACUGUAGACGUUAAGAAAGAACCAGAGUCUGCUGAUGAAUACGAAUGUCGAGUGAAAUCUGAAGAAAACUGCUUUGCUAUAAUGGAUGACGUGAAGGCUAUCACGGUCUCUUCAGCUCCUACCAGUCCAGUAUCACCUGAGACUUUUAAAAAUGAAUGAUGUGGAUGGAAACCAGGGUUUCUCACCAUGAAGAACAUCAGAGCACAUUGAAGUAUCUGAAGCAUUUAUUAAGGACUGCUAGUAACCUGAUGCCAAAAAUGUCAUUUUUAAGAAAAAUAAUCGUAUUCAACACUUACUCCAGAAGCCGUGAAGACUCGAAUCCUCUUCAGUAGAAAGGUGGUAUUGAGCGAGACUAAAAACUUUGAUCAAGAUCAUCUACACCAAUGUGAGUCCAAUGUGAGCAGGGAACCACACAACACCUGUGGAGAUGAUUACAUUCACAUGGAAAUCAGUCCUGAUCAGUGAUCCUGAUGACAACCAUCCAGUCUGGAGAACUUUAUACAUUCUGGACACCUCAAAAAAUGACCUUUUUAAACUUUUGAUGUAUAUGAACUUUUGCCAAAAAGGAGAUCCUCGCCACAUUUAUACUGGAGAGACAUUUGGCAUCUGCUGUGAGUAGAGCUUCAAAAGAGAGGAACUUAUAAAUCUUGUUGAAUGAACAUGCAAAAAGGACGUUGAUAUUGUAGAGGGUUCUUCGAUUCUUCUCCUAAAGGUCCUUCUUGAGUUCUCUCUAAAGUAAUCUUUAGACCAUUAUUAAAGGUGUUUCAUCUGAGCUAAACUCUAUUAUAGGAGAAUUGAUCAAGCCUAAUAUAGUACGGAAACUUCAAUGUCACGUUCCUGUUACAGAAUCUGUGCUCGUCAUUCUACACAUUUCUUGACCUUUAUAUAUUCAUCAGUUAAAUAUUUUAACUCAAAGCUGUAUUUAAUACAUUUUACCGUUUUUAAAUCCAUUCCACAGAUUUUUUUCCUCAAAAGUGAGUGUUGAAAAUGUAAAGUCUGCAGAUUCACGAUCUGUAAGUAUACAACCGCCAAUCAUUGCAUUAAUAUUAUAAUGUAUUACUUUGAUCACCAAAGUUUUGUGAUAAUUUGUUUCUUUUAUACCGGACAUCUCAUAAUAGAUGUAAAUUAAAUGAAUGAAUUCAAAUGUU